Lolium perenne is the source of this 2248-nucleotide messenger RNA. RefSeq names its product sucrose:sucrose 1-fructosyltransferase. Gene Ontology annotation, biological process: carbohydrate metabolic process. NCBI's taxonomy places the organism in Eukaryota, Viridiplantae, Streptophyta, Magnoliopsida, Poales, Poaceae. Gene Ontology annotation, molecular function: hydrolase activity, hydrolyzing O-glycosyl compounds. The record is from RefSeq and is a predicted model, not a curated record.
AUGGUUGCUGACAGUCAAGCAUGCAUAUAUCCCGUCUUGAUGGUUCACACUGAGGCCGGUCCCACAAACCAGCCAAGGCAUCGCCCAACUAUAAAUCACGCUCGCUCCUCAAGAGUGAGAUCGUCCAUCCAUCAACUUUCCUCUAUUUUUUCGAACACGAUGAAGUCACGCGCCACCCCGCCUCGUCUGAUCCAGUGCGUGUCGCUGCACCUCCACCGUACUAGCGGCGGCGCGACGAGGUGGCGCGCGUGCACAACCACCGUGCUGGCCGUGGGCGUGCUCGCCCACGCGCUCGCAGGGGCCGGCGAAAUAAUGGCGUGGUGGCUCGGCGCCGGGAAGGGCGCGGAUGGGUUCCCGUGGACCAGCGCGAUGCUGCAGUGGCAGCGCACCGGGUUCCAUUUCCAGCCCGAGAAGAAUUUUAUGAGCGAUCCCAGCGGUCCGGUGUACUACCGUGGAUGGUACCACCUAUUCUACCAAUACAACCCGGAGGGCACCGUGGGGGCCAACAUCACGUGGGGCCACGCCGUGUCCCGGGAUCUCGUCCACUGGGGCCACCUCCCUCUCGCCAUGCUCCCUGACCGGUGGUACGACAUCAACGGCGUUUGGACCGGCUCCGCCACCAUGCUCCCCAACGGGACGCUCACAAUGCUCUACACGGGGUCCACCAAUGCCUCUACCCAGGUCCAGUGCCUCGCCGUCCCCGCAAACCCCAACGACUCCCUCCUCCGCAACUGGACAAAGCACCCUGCCAACCCCGUCCUCCUCCCGCCCCCCGGCAUCGGCGAUAAGGACUUCCGUGACCCCACCACCGCCUGGUUCCACAAGUCAGACUCCACCUGGCACAUCGCCAUCGGGUCCAAGGAUGACCACGGCCACUCCGGCAUCGCCAUCACGUACAAGACCAAAGACUUUGUUAGCUACGAGCUCAUCCCGGGAUUCUUGCAUCGUGUCGAGAGCACUGGCAUGUGGGAGUGCGUUGACUUCUACCCCGUCGGCAGCCGCGACCAAGACGCCGAGAACUCGUCGGAGGAGCUGUUGUACGUGAUGAAGGCGAGCAUGGACGACCACCGGCACGACUGCUACGCAUUGGGGAGGUACGACGCUGAGGCAAACAUAUGGACGCCGGUGGACCCUGAGGCGGACGUGGGGAUCGGGCUGAGGUACGACUGGGGAAGGUUUUUUGCGUCCAAAACGUUCUAUGAUCCGGCGAAGCGGCGGCGCGUGCUGUUGGGGUAUGUCGCCGAGGCCGACUCCGAGUUGGCCGACGUGGCCAAGGGAUGGGCUUGCCUCCAGUCGAUUCCGAGGACGGUGGCGUUGGAUGAGAAGACCCGGAUGAAUCUCCUCCAAUGGCCGGUGGAGGAGAUCGAGACCCUCCGCCUCAAUACCAUCGACCUUGGCAACAUCACCAUCGGCACCGGCUCCAUCUUCCCCCUCCCCCUCCGGCAAGCCACUCAGCUCGACAUGGAGGCCUCCUUCCGCCUAGACGCUUCCGCCAUAGCUGCCUUCAAUGAGGUCGACGUUAGCUACAACUGCAGCACCAGUGGCGGUGCCGCUAGCCGUGGCACGCUCGGCCCCUUCGGCCUCCUAGUCCUCACCACCGCCGACAGUCGCAGCGAACAAAUGGCAGUGUACUUCUACGUGUCCAAGAGCAUCGACGGCACGCUCCAGACCAGCUUCUGCCACGACGAGUCCCGCUCGUCUCGGGCCUGGGACGUGGUGAAGCGGGUGGUGGGCAGCACCGUGCCGGUGCUCCACGGUGAGGCUUUAUCUGUCAGGGUGCUCGUGGAUCAUUCGAUCGUAGAGAGCUUCGCGAUGGGCGGGAGGUCAACGGUGACGUCGCGGGUAUACCCGACGGAGGCCAUCUACGAGGCGGCGAGGGCGUAUGUUUUCAACAACGCCACCGGCUCCACUGUCACCGUCGAGAGACUCGUGGUGCACGAUAUGGACUCGGCAUUCAUCAAAUAAAGAGAACAAUAAUUUUCUGAGCCUAGUAUCACAUGAUCAUGAUAUAGUAAGGGAAAAAUCAUAUCUAUAAGUUUCCGAACUUAGUGAAAAAAAACCUGUAAAAGAUAUGCAGUCAUAUACACAUGUGAAAUUAGGUAGGAAAAUAUGAUAAUCUCGUAGAUGAGGAAAAAAUAUUGUACACCAAACUAUUGUAAGUUACAGUAAUGUAAUGUAAAAAAAGUUUUUAAGUUACAGAAGGUACAUACCGCAAAUAAUCAUAUUAUUUUACCAAGAUAUUUUUUUC